Molecule: messenger RNA, 3450 nt
Organism: Ruditapes philippinarum (Manila clam)
Lineage: Eukaryota; Metazoa; Mollusca; Bivalvia; Venerida; Veneridae
Exons: 13
Coding region: 19-2547 (842 amino acids)
Cellular component (GO): plasma membrane
Molecular function (GO): protein binding
Source: RefSeq, a predicted model, not a curated record
AUUUGAAAGUACUAUAUUAUGGAUAUAGAUAAAUUGAAUAAACAUUCGGUGAUGAAGGGAUUUGUGAUAUUUUUAUAUGUGAUAUUAGCUAUGAGUUUUGUGGACAGUAAAGGACAUUAUGGUCACUAUAUUAUGCAGCCUAUUCCACAAAGAAUAUGUUCAAACGAAUGCACGAAAUGGACACCAAAAGAAUGCUGGAAUGGUUACUUAAAAAGAAAAGAAUGGAAAAUGGUCUGCGAAAAACAGGAAAUAAAAUGUUGUCCCGGAUAUAAGGGUCCAAAUUGUGAAGAAGAAUGCUUUAACUGUGAUAAAAUAAACGUUAUUGAAAGAAGAUUUGUUGAAAUAUAUGGAAAAAUAAAAACUUUAGAAGACACAUGCACAAAUAGAACUGUUAUCAUAAAUGGCAGUACAAAUGGAGACACCGGUGGUAAAAUAACACAGAACUGCACAUGUCCGGCAGGACCACGUGGUUAUCGUGGACCUGAAGGUGAUGCUGGACCACCUGGUAUUCCGGGCAGACCAGGUGCCCAAGGACCUCAGGGACCAGCUGGCGAUCAAGGUCCUCCUGGUCCACCGGGGGCUCAGGGUUUGAAUGGCUUGCCCGGGCAAAAAGGUGAGAGAGGUUUAGUCGGACUACCUGGGUACAAAGGGGAACAAGGAGAGUUAGGUUCUCCAGGAUUGCCUGGUCGAGAUGGUAGGCCUGGACAAAAAGGGAACCCAGGACUUGAUGGUCUUACUGGACCACAAGGUCCGCCAGGUCAACCAGGGUUACCUGGCGCAGCGAGUGCCAAAGGUGAAAUUGGGCUGCCAGGUUUACCUGGACGUGAUGGAGCUAAAGGAGAGCCUGGUUAUCCUGGAGAUGGAGGACGUCCAGGGUUCGAUGGAAUACCAGGACCACAAGGAAGGAAGGGGGAGCGUGGAGAUGUUGGUCCUAAGGGAGACGUUGGUCUACCAGGUCUUCCAGGUGAAAGCGGUGACCCUGGAAUUCCAGGCAGUCCUGGACCUAUUGGCCCACCUGGGCUUGAUGGACGAUCGGGUCAAAAAGGAGCACCUGGGCUCCCUGGAAGUGAUGGCCGACCUGGUGAUAUAACAAAAAUUGAAGAGAGCAGAAUAAUCCAAGAAAUGCAAAACACUAUACAGAACCUCGUUACCAGACUGGAAACAACGACAAAAGAAGUUCUAGAGUUGAAACGUACGUGCAGCAAGGUCAUAAGUUGCCAGUUCAACUGCACGGCUGACAGUUUUAAAUGCAGCUGCGGGAUGUGUAUACCUCAGAAGUUCCGUUGUGACGGCUUCCCUCAAUGCCCAGAUGGAUCUGACGAGCUUGAAAGUGAUUGUGACUACAUCUGUUCUGAAGACGAAUUUAAGUGUGAAUCGUCGGGAUAUUGUAUACCACUCAACGAUAAGUGUAAUGGAAAAGCAGACUGUUCCGACGGAUCCGACGAAAGUGUCAAAAACUGCAAUAUAACUAUUAACUGUAAUGAAGGCAAUGUUCCAUGUAGGGAUGGGUCAAAGUGUGUAAGACGCGAGGAAAGAUGUGACCGGAAGGAAGAUUGUCCGGACGGAAGUGACGAGGAAAAUUGUCUUUGUGGCAGAAACCAGUUUGAAUGUGACACCGGUGACCAGUGUAUUGCUGAUGAUAGGGUCUGUGACAAUUUCCCGGACUGUUCCGAUGGAAGUGACGAGUUAAACUGUCCAGCAGAGAUAACUUGCCCCGAGGGUCAGAUAGCUUGUAAUGACAAGAAGGCGUGUAUAAAUAAAAGACAACAGUGUGACGGCAUCAGGAACUGUUAUGAUGGAUCCGAUGAAGACAAGAGCAUCUGUGAAUUCCCGCCGUCGCCGUCGCCGCCAUCACCGCAAACAAAAACAACUACGGAAUCUACAACCACGAAAACCACAACAACAACGCAAACAACGACGAUUGAAGCAACAACGCCAAGCACAACAACAAUAAAAUCAACAACAACUACGACAAUCCCAACUACUACGAAUGAAAUGGAAAUGAGCGGUGAUGGUGAUGGAGAAAUUCCCGAAACUAUAGAUCAAGAAACCUGUAAAUCAUUGUAUAACAGUUGGUAUGACCCCGAUUUUCCUGGAGGAAGACCUCCGCCGUUGAGUCCAUCUGAAGAGAUUAAUAAAGAACUGUGCCAUCACCUGUUGUUUGUUGCGCAGAAAACGUGUCAGACUGGAAACAAUCAAGUCGUAGUUACACCUAAGUUGUGUGCAUAUAUAGAAAACUCUGAACUGCCUUUAAUGAGUACCAGAACAAAACGACAUAAGCAUCACAAAGAUAAAGUCACUGACGAUGAAGAAAUCAUUCAUAUAAUGAAAGAUGAACCUUUUAGAGACAUAGAUAACAUUGAGGAAAUAUCUGACAUUUCAUUUCUAGAAUUAGACAAGGAUCGUAUUAUUAAGCGUGAACGGUAUGUAGAAAUAGAGCCUAAGCCUCAGGCAGCUACCAGUGUGAACCGCUCUGCAGCGCUGUUUUAUACGCCACUGUCAUUAUGUCUUGCAGUCGUAAGCUGUUUUGUUUUGGCGAAUAUAUGAAAAUUUUGAAAAUAUUCCAGAAUUUUGCAAUAUUUUCUGCUGAAGUGUCUUUGUAUUAGUCAAUACAGUAUAUAAAACGUUUUGAAAAUAUGCUAGUAUUUGCAAUAUUUUCUACUGUUUCAUUAUGUAUUGCAGUCGUUUAGUGUUUUGUUUUUUGGUGAAUAUGUGAAAGUUUUGAAAUUAUGAUUGAAUUUGGCAAAACUGAAAAUGCUGUAUUGAAAAUGUGCAGAUAGUUUUGCAAUAUUUUUUAUUUUGUUGUUUAUUUGCUUUUUUGUAAUGAUGAAUGCAAAACAUGCCAAAAAUGUUGUUUUAUUUUUUCUUGCUGUUUUAUGUCAAUGAAUAUUAUCAAACUUUUGAAAAUGUGCAAGAAAAAAAAGCAACGAUUUCUUCUGGUUUGUAGAGGUACAGAUAUAAAACGUUUUGAAGAUGUGCCAAAAAAGGCAAUAUUUUCUUUACAUAAGUAUUAGUACAUAAUUAACGCUAGUGAUUGAAUAAAAAGAAGAUGUCAGAAAAAAGAAAUAUAUGUUUGUUCAUCUAUUAUGGAUGCUAUGAAACGAUAUAGUUAUAGUGCAAGAACAAGCACACUUUUGUUUUGGUUUAUAUUACAGAAUACAAUUAAUAUGAAACUUAGGAAAACAUGUAAAAUGUGUAUCAAUUUUGUUAUUUUUAAAUGAAAAUCCUUGAACAUUUGGAAGUGUUUAAAGAAAAUCUAUAUUUUGUGCUAUCCUAUAUGAAAUGAUUUAUUAAAUAUAUCGCAAGCGUUUUUUUUGCCGAUUAUAUGCACAUUAUCAUUGAAACAUUUAGUGAUGUACAAGAAAAAGGCGUUUUUUUCUGCCGAUUUUUUUCAUAUAAAUGAAGAUAUGCAAGGUGAAAAUUCUAACUGCUGCUAUGUUGUUGUGUAUG